This is a messenger RNA of Vanrija pseudolonga, 2514 nucleotides long. RefSeq names its product Ribonuclease Trv (gene RNTR). The coding region runs from base 1 to 2514 and encodes 837 amino acids. Lineage: Eukaryota; Fungi; Basidiomycota; Tremellomycetes; Trichosporonales; Trichosporonaceae. Gene Ontology annotation, cellular component: extracellular region. Gene Ontology annotation, biological process: RNA catabolic process. Gene Ontology annotation, molecular function: RNA binding; ribonuclease T2 activity. The record is from RefSeq and is a predicted model, not a curated record. The transcript is spliced from 13 exons.
AUGGACUUUUGGUGCGGCUCGGAGGGUCGACAAACAAACACCAUCACUACAAUGGUCGCCCUCCCCCUCGCUGUCGGCUUCGCCGCCCUCGCUGCCCUCGGCGCGUCGCCCGCCGCCGCGCUCGCGUCCGACAACCACACCUGCGCCAUCCUCCCCCAGUACUACUCGUGCGAGGUGCCCACCAGCGAGGUGCACUACGACACGUGCUGCACGCCCGUGCAGGGUCUCGUGCUCGUCACCCAGUUCUGGGACACUUACACUGGCCUCGAGGCGCAGGGCUCCGUCCUCCCCAAGGACUCGUGGACCUGGCACGGCCUCUGGCCCGACCACUGCGACGGCACGUACGGCCAGUACUGUGACCUCAAGCGCCAGUACGACCCCACGCCUUCGCCCAAGACCGUGACCGGCCUCGCGAACGGCACCGUCGUUCCCCCCUGGACUGGCGGCGACGUCAUCUCGCCCCUGCUCGAGAAGUACGGCAAGUUUGACCUCCUCGCCUACAUCAACAAGUACUGGAAGUCGCAGGGCAGCCCCGACUGGACCUUCUGGCAGCACGAGUUCUCCAAGCACGCCACCUGCUUCUCCACCUACGACGUCGGAAACGACGGCACCAACGACUGCUACGGCCCCGAGUACGCCAACGCGACCGAGGCGUCCAUCAUCGAGUUUGUCGAGUCGGUCGCCCGCUCGCAGAACAAGUACCCCACCUGGCAGUGGCUCGCCGCGGCCAACAUCAAGCCGUCCAACCAGACCGGCUACGACCUCGCCACGCUCCAGGACACGCUCACCAAGGCCAGCGGCGCCGUGCCCUACCUCGGCUGCCAGGGCAAGACGCGCCAGCAGCUCUCGGAGGUCUGGUACUACUCGCACUCGCUCGGCCGCCCCCAGGACGUCAACUACAAGCCCAUCGACCAGGUCGGCAAGUCCAACUGCAACACCACCGCCCCCAUCUGGUACUACGAGCCCUCGGUCGGCUCGGUCGAGGGCAGCCAGCCCGGCCAGCCCGGCCAGGGCGGCAACGGUACUGCCCCCGGUGGCGGCCAGGGUGGCAACGGCAACAACACCUGCGGCUGGAGUAAUGUGUUCUGCGACAUGAUCUCAGCCGGUAGCGGCACCCUGGAGCUCGAGCUCACUGACCCUGCUAUCGAGUCGGCGGCCGUCAUUACACGGUUCAUCGCCAUCACCCGGAGCGGCAAAGUCGAUAUGGACACCUGGAGACUCAAGGGACUGGCUAACCUCGCCCUCUUCCUGAAGAAGUACGACUGCCCGGCGGCGAUCGAACUGCUUUUCGCACACGUCAAGAGCAGCCCGGCAGGCAUCAUCAAGACCUUCAUCCUCGGCGCGGUGCUGGACGAUCCCGAGCGGCGCCACUGGAAGACUGGCAGAAGUACGAGUCGCAACGUCACCUGCCUGACCCUCACCCUCUCCUGCCACCCAUCAUGCCACUGCAACAAGCCCGGCCGCCGCAAGAAGAGCGAGUUCAAGGACGCGCUCGCCAACACCAGAGCGAGCAAGGGCAGCAUCUUCAACACGGCCACGCUUCCCAUGGAGUGGGUCUCCCUCAUCCCGCUCGAGUAUCGCUGGGCCCUCGACCGUGCCUGGCUCGACAUUGGGGACAACGACAGCCUGCCCGUCAAGUUUGCCCUCCUCCUCCAGGACGCCAAGGCCAGCGACACAACAACACCUCAGCGUACCUUGUUCCUCGGCAUGGCCCCGAAGCGCACCAUCGCACCUUCCGACGGCGAUCAAGACAACACCAAGAAGCAGCGCGUGAUGCUCUACCACACCUGGCAGAGCGGCAACUUCACACUCGUGUCCUCCGACGAUGUCACCUUCCGCCUCGAUACCCACUAUCUCCAGAGUGCGAGCGCGUUCUUCCGCGACAUGCUCUCGGUGGCGAGUGGUCCGCAGACCGUGACCCUCACCGACCCCGAGACCGAGACCGCUGCGGUCGUGAACGCGUUCCUCACCCUCAUAACUACGAACACUGCCAACAGGAACGUCAUCACCAACGAGCUGGCACACACGGCCAACCUCGUCCGCUUCCUGCUCAAGUACGACUGCGGCCCAGUCCUCAACGUUCUCGCCCUGCACCUCCACCGCGUCGUACACUACGCUGGCCCCGAGAACGGCCUCCAGUGGUUCCUCAUUGGCGCCCUUAUGGAGGAUGUCGACCUGUGUAUCGCCGCCAUCGACGAGUGUACUUGCGACGUCCGAACGGCAUCAGGGGGCAUCCAGCGCCAGGUGCACCCCUCCUUCAACCCUCUCACCAUGUCCCACGAGGUCGCCUCCCAAAUUCCAUUCACGUACUACUGGGCUCUGUGUCUCAAUCCUCAAAACAUGUCUCACUUCUUCUUCGAGCUCAUACCCUACGACUAUCUCUGGGCUCUUGACCGGGCUUGGGGUGCCAAGCCUAAAGAACUGGACUACCUCUAUCUCCAGUUUGACAAGUUCAUCAAGGCCGCCAAAGCUUCCCGGAGUGCAAGCGGGAAGUCGACCGACAUAAGUUACUGA